Messenger RNA from Impatiens glandulifera, 925 nucleotides. Its product is annotated as nicotinamide/nicotinic acid mononucleotide adenylyltransferase. The transcript has 9 exons. Gene Ontology annotation, biological process: NAD+ biosynthetic process. Gene Ontology annotation, molecular function: nicotinate-nucleotide adenylyltransferase activity; nicotinamide-nucleotide adenylyltransferase activity. The record is from RefSeq and is a predicted model, not a curated record. Lineage: Eukaryota; Viridiplantae; Streptophyta; Magnoliopsida; Ericales; Balsaminaceae. Bases 105 to 851 code for a protein of 248 amino acids.
UUUCUUCUUCUUCCUCUCCCUCCUUAUUUUCUUCAAUAAAAAAAAAGCUAUCUUAAUCCUCUGCAGAAAAAAAAACGCAAUCUUUAUCACUCACUCUAUUGCCGAUGGAUAUGUCACUGCCGAUGAACAAGUUGCCAAUUGGAGUUGGAGAUGGAUCAGCUGAACCCCAGGAAAAGAUGUAUGUAGUCUUGGUAUCAACUGGAAGCUUCAAUCCACCCACGUACAUGCAUCUUCGCAUCUUCGAGUUGGCAAGAGAUGCGUUGACAACUCAAGGGUUUUGUGUUAUUGGAGGUUACAUGUCACCCGUGAACGAUGCAUAUAACAAAAAGGGUCUUGUAUCUUCUGUACAUCGAGUGCAAAUGUGUGACCUAGUUUGCCAAAACUCGGAUUUUGUAAUGGUGGAUCCUUGGGAGGCAAAUCAAAGCACGUAUCAACGCACAUUGACUGUUUUGUCAAGAAUUAAGAACCAUUUGUGUGAGGCUACAAAAAUACCCAAAGAAUCGCUUAAAGUAAUGCUUGUUUGUGGGUCUGAUCUUCUUCAAUCAUUUGGCAUUCCUGGAGUUUGGAUUCUUGACCAGGUUAUGGCUAUAUUCAAAGACUAUGGAGUGAUUUGUAUUCGUAGAGAAGGUCAGGAAAUUGAGAAGAUUAUAUGUGAUAAUGAUAUUCUGAAACAAUACAAGGAUAACAUUAUAAUUGUCGAUGAAGUUGUGCCAAACCAAAUUAGUUCAACAAAACUAAGGAAUUGCAUUUCAAGGGGGUUGUCAGUGAAAUAUUUGACUGCAGAUGAAGUUAUUGAUUAUAUUAAGAGAUUUAAUUUGUACAUCAACAACUCCAGUGAAACAAACUAUUAGUCAGUCGGGUUUUUGACAAACAUGAAAACUACAUGUAUCCUUGUACAUCUAAAUUAUGUUUUUUCUUAUCUUUC